AUGGGUCGCCUGCUCCGAUCCUCCAGAUCAGUCAACUUCGCCUCCAGUGAUCUUACUGUGUGCUCAAGGUUCGAUUGGCGCCUCUACUCUAGCACUUCGGAUCGCUACGUCCAGUACACGUACCCAAACCCAGACAAAAAGGACAGUAGGGAGCCGGUUGUCUGGCGCAAGUACAAUGACCAGGACGUACCUCUCGAAGCUGCAUGCACCAAGGUCCGCAUUCGUCCAGGAAUGCGCAUUAUUCGCUUCACCAUGAAUGAAGAGCUUUUAAUAAAGUUUGACGUCGAUUCUGAGCUUUUAUUCGGCGAGCUGACUUACAUCACCGAACUGAACCGGGUGAGCGUCAAGACGGACAACGGGUGUGUUCUCGAAGGUCACUGCACGGGGAGGGACGCCCAUGCCGCUUUCGACUCGCCUACUUUGGAAAUGCCCACAACGCCGAAGCUCGCCCCUGGUGCUUACAUUGAAAUCACUGGAAACGUGGAGGCAGGCUUUGAGCCCAAAUUCCUGCUAAGCCAGAAGGGGUGGCCCGACCACAAGCCGCAAUUGGUGUGCGCCGUCAAGCUGCCGGACGGCCAAGCCGACCGGGUCAUCUGGGUGGUUCGCUUCUACGCGAAAAAGUUGACAAUCGAUACGGGAGAGAAGAUUUACGUGCACGACCACAACUUCGUGGCACCAGCCCGGUUUGGUGUGCGAGAGUUCACGUUGCACAACGUCUUGCUGGUGACAAGUUCAAACCUGUAAAAAUGUGCAUGCGUUGCUCCACGUACCGAAGAAUGCCGAAUUUAUUUCAUUGGCUACGGCAAGGACCACAAUAAACAUAUUUCUGGUUAG
Molecule: messenger RNA, 834 nt
Organism: Dermacentor silvarum
Lineage: Eukaryota; Metazoa; Arthropoda; Arachnida; Ixodida; Ixodidae
Exons: 6
Coding region: 1-744 (247 amino acids)
Source: RefSeq, a predicted model, not a curated record